Cladocopium goreaui is the source of this 853-nucleotide messenger RNA. The record is from the annotation of a GenBank genome assembly. Lineage: Eukaryota; Dinophyceae; Suessiales; Symbiodiniaceae.
CUCAUCACCAUUGCUGCUUUCGCCAUGGGCGCUGCAGCUGCAGCUUCGGCACGCAAGCGUGCCAUAGAAGCAAUACCCAAAAGCCGCGAGUCACAGCUCGCAGGAGCUUGGGAAGAUAAAAUCUUGGAUGGGUCGAUGGCCAUUGGCGCGACCGGAAGCAUCGACACGUCUACUCCUCGCUUCCACCGAAGCCUGUGAAGGUGAAGGUGGCAGAUUGUGCUCCUGGCUACGCCAAGAUGACAGCAGCUGCUGAAUGGUUUGUGCAGGAUGAUAUGCCAACGAUCUACUACAUUAGUGAACAUCCCUUGGAUGCGGAGCUGCCAAAGUGGGAACGCGUCAAACCGCAAAACCCGCCCUGCUCUCCCAAGCUGAUCGUGCCACCUGCAGAGAUUCCCACCUCGACGCUGUACUUCACAGCCCGGACAGGCUUCAAAGGUGCUCCUACCCUCGAGAUCAGGUCAGAAGACCUGCAACUGGCGCAAACUGCCAACUGGAUCCCGCCUGAGGAAAUCUCCAUGAGAAAAAUGGAGCACCGAAUGGCUCGCUUUGCUCUUCCUGGUCAACCUAAUGAGCUUGCCUGAAGCGGACGCCCCUCCGGCUUCCAGUCGGCUUCCACUGUGAAUAUGUUUGAAAUUAGACAAAACCGGAGAGAACCGCUUUCUUGCAAGCGGCGUGAACACUGAAGGCAACUCCAGUUCCAGAAAGGUUUUGAGAGUUGUUUGUAGUCUUUACAUGUCUUUACUGCAUGUGUUCUGGAGACUACAUACGCUCUUGCAUACCAUUUUCUGUUCUGCAAGUCACACGUCAAGAGAGUUUUUUUUUGGGUGUGAUUCACACCAUGCAUUGAUUGCCC